AAUGCACGAUGCAGGCGCUUCACUCUGACUGAAUCGCUUUUCUUUAAUCGUUUCAUUGCUGAUAUGGAUUUUCAUCUGUCUGUCGGAUGGAUCGCAUGCUCGGCUGAUUUCUGCAUGAAUGCUGGUGAAAUAUUUGGAUAACUAAACUAGGGUCUGUUUUCAUGCUCUGCAUCUUUCUGAAGUGCUUCAGGGAGUGUUUCAUAGCUUCCCACCUGUGCCACAAGACAAACUUGAAGACGACCAUUGAAGACAACAGUGAUGGAUCUUAAAGUGGAACCUUUGGAUAUUGACUAUGACCAACCCCUUCCCCUCCAAGUGUUCGCUCAUACCUCGACUCUGCAUGGCAUCUCUCAUAUUUUCUCAUAUGAGAAGAUCACAGCCAAAUGCUGCCUAUGGGUGGUAUUUUUUCUAAGCUCUUUGACCUUCCUCCUGUACGUGUGCAUCGAUCGGAUUCAGUUCUACUUGGAAUACCCCCACGUCACCAAGCUUGACGAGAUCACGACGCCCGUGAUGGUCUUCCCUGCGGUAACGAUUUGCAAUCUCAACUCUAUCCGCUUCAGCAAAAUCACACGUAAUGACCUGUACCACGCAGGGGAGCUGCUGGCGCUGUUAAACUCGAGAAAUGAGAUUCGGGAUGCUCACCUGGUUGAAGAGAGUGUAAUCGAGGUCCUCAAGAGCAAAGCCGACUUCCGCCAAUUCAAGCCGCGUCCCUUCAACAUGUGGGAGUUCUAUAAUAGAACAGGACAUGACAUCAAAGACAUGCUUCUCUCCUGCCAGUUCAGAGGCUGUCCUUGCCGACCGGAAGACUUCAGCGUGGUAUUCACACAUUACGGAAAGUGUUACACCUUUAACUCUGGUAACAGCGGGCCGCCACUGGUCAGUGUUAAAGGAGGAAUGGGGAACGGUCUGGAGAUAAUGAUGGACAUUCAGCAGGAUGAAUAUUUACCUGUGUGGGGAGAGACAGAUGAGUCGUCAUUUGAGGCAGGAAUCAAAGUUCAGAUCCACAGUCAAGAUGAGCCUCCGUUUAUAGAUCAGCUAGGCUUCGGAGUCGCACCAGGAUUCCAAACGUUUGUUUCCUGUCAAGAGCAGCGACUGAUAUAUCUUCCUGCUCCAUGGGGGAGCUGCAAGUCAAGUACACCGAGCUCAGAUUACUUUAAAACGUACAGCAUCAGUGCCUGUCGUACAGACUGCGAGACACGUUACCUGGUGGAAAACUGCAACUGUCGUAUGGUGCACAUGCCUGGUGAUGCACCAUACUGCACCCCUGUGUUAUAUAAGGAAUGUGCUCAUCCAGCGCUUGAUUUCCUCUUUGAAGUGGACAAUGACUACUGUUCAUGUGAGACUCCAUGCAACAUCACUCGCUACAGUAAAGAGCUCUCCUUCGUCAAGAUCCCCAGCAAAGCAUCAGUCAAAUACCUAGCAAAGAAGUACAGCAAAUCAGAGAACUACAUAGCUGAGAAUGUUCUGGUGCUGGACGUGUUCUUUGAAGCAUUAAACUAUGAAACCAUCGAGCAAAGAAAAGCUUAUGAGGUGGCUGGUCUGUUGGGUGAUAUUGGAGGACAGAUGGGGCUUUUCAUUGGCGCUAGUGUUCUUACGAUUUUGGAGCUUUUUGACUACCUUUAUGAGGUAAUGAAAUACAGAUUAUGCCGCUGUUCGGACAAGAAACAUCACAACAACAACAACAACAGCGAUCAUGGCACUGUACUUAGCCUGGAUGAUGUCAAAUGUCACGUCAGUAAAUUUCAUUAACAUUCCUGCAAUAUUCCAGCUAUUCGCCUGCCACUCAUUUUCAGAUUACAUUCUACGUUUAGCAGGUCAUAUAUUCUGUGACAUCACAACACCAGCAAGGUUUGUCUGUUCUACUGACUGUACUUGCAUCUUCUGGUCGUACUCUCUUUUAGGCUGUAAGAAUUUUUCUAGGAGUUUUUCAAAUGUUUUGUGGUUUUCCAAACAACUGUAUAUGCUGUAUUGUUAAGGCAGGAAUGUAAGUAACAUAAAAUAUUCAUUAAAUGGUUUAAAUCUUCUGUGUGUCAGGCCUUUACAAUAGAAAUGUGCCUGAAAGCUUGAGGGGUUACUGUAUGUCAUAUUUUAUCAAUUCAGUGCAUUUUAAUGGCUAUGAUAUGGCUGUAAAUGCAUUGUGACAGAAAAUUAAUUGCACAGGCCAUGCCUAAGAGGAAACGGUACUUUGAAAAGGCCUGUAAGUGCUUAGAGCUACAGGAUCUAUGAUAUGAGCAUAAUAUAAUCAGCUAGUGUCAGUUCAGAGCAACGUCCCAUAGAUAUUUCAAGGGGGUGCAUGUGUGCUUGGCAAGAGUUUUUUACGCAAUGCCAUGUUUGUUGCAGACGUAUGCAUGUCCUGUGCAUGUCUGUAGAUUUGUCUGUUAAUGUUGUGUGCCACUGUUUCUAUUGGCUGUGUGUGUGUGUGUGUGUGUGUGUGUGUGUGUGUGUGUGUGUGUGUGUGUGUGUGUGUGUGUGUGUGAGAGAGCAUGUAUUUAUCACUUUGUGGGUACCAAAUGUCCCCAUAAGGAUAGUAAAACCCGAAAUUUUUGACCUUGUGGGGACAUUUUGUCGGUCCCCAUGAGGAGAACAGCUUAUAAAUCAUACUAAAUUAUGUUUUUUGAAAAUGUAAAAAUGCAGAAUGUUUUCUGUGAGGGUUAGGUUUAGGGGUAGGGUUAGGUUUAGGGGAUAGAAUAUAAAGUUUGUACAGUAUAAAAACCAUUAUGUCUAUGGAAAGUCCCCAUAAAACAUGGAAACACCACGUGUGUGUGUGUGUGUGUGUGUGUGUGUGUGUGUGUGUGUGUGUGUGAGAGAGAGAGAGAGAGAGAGAGAGAGAGAGAG
This is a messenger RNA of Xyrauchen texanus (razorback sucker), 2835 nucleotides long. RefSeq names its product acid-sensing (proton-gated) ion channel 1a (gene asic1a). The coding region runs from base 259 to 1749 and encodes 496 amino acids. The transcript is spliced from 11 exons. Gene Ontology annotation, biological process: sodium ion transmembrane transport. The record is from RefSeq and is a predicted model, not a curated record. Lineage: Eukaryota; Metazoa; Chordata; Actinopteri; Cypriniformes; Catostomidae. Gene Ontology annotation, cellular component: membrane.